Diaporthe batatas is the source of this 1101-nucleotide messenger RNA. RefSeq lists its product as uncharacterized. The transcript is spliced from 3 exons. Lineage: Eukaryota; Fungi; Ascomycota; Sordariomycetes; Diaporthales; Diaporthaceae. Bases 1 to 1101 code for a protein of 366 amino acids. The record is from RefSeq and is a predicted model, not a curated record.
AUGGCUAAACUUUUCCUAGUCGGCGGCACCGGGCAUGUUGGGGGUGCUGUCCUGGAUCUACUUUACACGGAGCACCCCCUCUCGACAUUCGAGGUGCUCGUUCGCAGUGAGGACAAAGCAAAGAGACUGAAAGCCAAAUACCCACGAGUUCAUACUGUCAUUGGCGAUCUCGAAGACUAUGCUUUGCUCGAAGCUGGAGCCAAGAAGGCGGAAUUGGUUAUCAAUGCUGCCCCAGACAUUACUCAUGAUGCCGGUAUUGCCGCGAUCUUGAAUGGCCUUGCUAGCAGCGCUCGAGAUCGCAAGGGCUAUUACAUCCACACCAGCGGCGCUUCUUGUAUCUAUGAAGAUCCGGAGCCGGGCAAUGAACCUCGAGUUUGGGACGAUAUCGCGGACAUCGACGAGUUGCUGGCGAUGCGCCCGGACAAGACUCAUGUCGUGACUGAUAACGCCGUGCGCGCCGCCAGCUCCAAGGUGAACGUAGCCAUUGUAUCCCCCCCAGGCGUUGCGGGUGUGAGCCCUUCUAUCGAGCACCCCUUUCCUCUGGCAACUGGUGCUUACAUUUUCACGACACAAGCAUUCGACUCGGGAUUUGAGGUAAACCAUGGAAUCAACCGGAUGGCAGAAGUAGACGUGCUCGAUCUGGCUCGCGCAUACCUCAUCCUUGUGAACAAUGCUGUGGAGGCUCUUCAAAAUGGCACCGACGUCCCACAUGAGCCUGCCGGCUUUCCGCUGUGGGGAAGGGAAGCCUACUAUUGGGUCGUCGGGCAAAUCAUCCAGUUCCACGACCGAAUGUCUGAGAUUGUGCCGUCGCUUCACAAGCUUGGUGUCAUAAGCCGACAAGAAAUCAAGACAAUGUCUCAGCUGGACCUAGUGCGGACCAUCGUCUCGGGAGGCAAGGAAUAUGACCCAGAUGCCCCAUUACCUCCUGCGGACUCGUGGAUGCUUCACCUAGGUGUGGGGCUGAGUUCUCAUAUGUGCGUACGUUCAAGCCGGAUCGAAAAACUCGGCUGGAAACCUGAAAGGCAGUGCGGAGCGAGAGAGUGGGAGUCCAUCUUCACUGGGUACCUGAGUCUUCAAAAGGACCGACAGGGGUUGAAAUAG